AUCACCAACGUCUUCCUGCGUCACCCGGCAAGAUGGCAGCGGACACGCAGGUUACAGAUACACUCAAGAAGUUUGCUGUGAAGGUGACCACAGCCAGUCUCAAUGAGCGCAAGGAGAUUUGUGAGGAGCUCAGGCAAUGCCUAAAAGGAAAAACAUUACCAGAACCGGCUAUCAAAGGACUGUGCAAACUCUUCUGCCUCACACCACACAGAUACCGGGAUGCAGUGUCCCGUAGAGAGCUCCUGUCUGUUAUUGCGCUGUUGGCCGAGAGUCAACCGGACAUUCUUGUUACCAACCUCCUCCAGUGGCUGCUCAACAGUGGAGUGGUGAAUGUAAACGGUGAUCCCAGUAAAAGCUCAGGCUCGUCUGCUUUUGUUGGCCUUUCCUGGACCUGCCUAUUAGUGCACAAUGUAUUUUCAACUCCAGAGAAAAGAGAAGGGACUAUUUGGAAGAAAAUGGUGGAGGUUCAAAGUCUUCUUGUGGCUGAAGUGCUUGGUGGGGCAAAAUCCACGGCUCAGAAAUCAAGCUUAAAGAAACUCUGUCACCUCUGGGAACAAUACCCUGGCCUUGUGGAUAAAUAUAUCUCCACUUUGUUGAGAAUGGAUCAGAGCCCCACCACAAUGGUAAUGCUCGGAGUAUGUCUGGACUUCUGUAGUGCCAAGAAAGAUAUCGCUACAAUAGAAAAACAUAAGAGUGCAAUGUUGGACCUGUACAUAAAGUCUGUGCUGAUGAGUAAGACCAAACCCCAACAGCAUGUCCUGGACAAGAGUGGCUCUCUGCUGCGUCACGUCUCUCACUCUGAGUUCAAAGACCUGCUGCUGCCCACUGUUCAAAAGACCAUGCUCCGCAGUCCAGAAAAUGCCAUGCAGACCAUCUCCUGCCUGUUGUCCAGUGUAACUCUUGACCUUAGCCAGUAUGCCAUGGAUAUUGGAAAAGCCAUUGCAAGUCAGAUGAAGGCAAACAAUCCUCGUCUGAUGGAAGAGGCUGUUGAAGCGAUGCAGAACCUGGCUCAACAGUGCAGUGAUGCCACCGCUGUUCAGGACAUCGUUACACACCUUUUCAAAAUCCUUGGAGGCUCUGAAGGGAAGCUCACUGUUGUGGCCCAAAAAAUGAGUGUAUUGUCAGGUAUUGGCAGCUGCAGUCAUCACGCUGUGUCAGGAACCUCCAGCCAGACUCUCAGCUCUGCAGUCACCGCUAUGUUCAUCCCUUAUUUACAACAAGAAGUUCAUGAGGGCACUCUGGUCCAUGCAGUCUCUGUGCUGUCACAGUGGAGCAGCAGGCUCACUGUGGAGGUGCCUUCUGCUCUGUUGGAAUGGUUAAAGAAAGCCUUCACCCUAAAGACCUCCACCUCCCCUGUCCGUCAGGCCUAUCUUCAGACCAUGCUUGGGGCCUUCAAAGGUGACACUCUGGCUCAGGCUGCAGACCUGGUGCCGUUGCUUUUACAAACGGUUGAGAAAGCUGCUGCACAAAGCUCCCAGACUGCUCUCCUCGCAGAGGGAACCGCAGCCUCAGUGUUACUAUGUCGAUUGAGCCUGUUAGACUCACAGCCAGAGACAAAGUUUGCAAACUUCUGGAAGCUCAUCUUGGAUGAGAAAAAUCCGCUGUUCACAACAGAGAAAUUUCUCUCCCAGGCAAAUGAUGAAACUCUGUGCACAGUGCUGCAGCUCUGCGAAAGACUCUUCUUGGACCACGCACAUCGCCUAAACAACAGCAAAUCCAAGAUGUACCACUCUGCUACAGUAGCUGUGCUCUUGUCCCGGUCGUGGCGGGUGAGGAAGCGGGCUCAGCAGACUGUGAAGAAAUUGCUGUCAUCUUUGGGAGGCUCUAGUUUGGCCCUUGGGCUGCUCGGAGAACUGCGAGCGGUCAUCAACAAACACAAGGUUUUACCCUUGGACGCCCUGGUAUCCGAGUCGGGAGAGUUGACUGAACUGGGUCGCAGUUAUGUUCCUCCUCGUGUUUUACUGGAUGCCCUCUGCACCAUCUGCUGCUCUGCGGGGCAAUGGGGUGACCCAAACGAAGCCCAAAAUCUGGCCAUGGAGACGGUGAUAAUCAGCCACCACCCAUCAAUUGUUGAAGCCCGACGUGGUCUGUGGCCGGUGCUUUUGUCCUCCAUGAAUGUCAAAGCUGAAGACUUUAUUGAGAGAAAUCUGGAUGCUCUUCUCCCUCAUCUCUUGGAUGUCAAUGCUGACAACCAGGCUGUUAAGAACGCAGUUGGUGCCCUUUCCAGCUUGUCUCCAAAUAAGCUGUUGCCACGGGUGAUUGGUCAUGUGAUUGAGGGAUUUUCACGACCUGCACUCCUCCAGGUGACACGAGACGAGUACGGGACCAUGCUCACCCCUGUGGGAGAGCUGUACGACAAGAGCAUCAUACAAAGUGCCAAACAGGAAGUGAAGAAUAAAAAUAUAAAGAGGGAAAACAAAGCCUACUCCUUCAAAGAGCAAAUCAUUGAAAUGGAGAUUGAAGAGGAAAUCAAGAAAAAGAAAGGAAUCAAAGAUGAAGUUCAGCUAACAGCCAAACAGAAGGAGAUGGUCCAGGCUCAACUUGAGAAGGAGGCUUCAAUCCGUAAAAGACUCCAAGAGAUGGAUGUGGAGUUGCAGAGCGUAGUGGGUCUUCUUGGGGCAGUUCUCAAAGAGGGCCCUGCUCUGAUCACACAGGAGCUACCCAGUGUCCUCCAGGUCCUAAUGCCCCUCCUCCAGUCUCCUCUCGCUGCACCUCGGAUCAAACAGGUGUUUCUCUCCAUCGGAGUCUGCCUCAUGCCUAAACACCUCCACAAUCUGGCUGUGCUUGUUGGUCAUGUGACUCUCCGACUGCUGAAACCUGAAUGUGAUUUGGAUGAGGCCUGGACUCAAGAGGACUUGGACACGGCUGGUCAUCGCACUGUGCUACUGCUUCACCAGCACACUGUCCAGCAGCGGGAGGGCAAGACUGCUGAUGUGGGCCCUCUGUCUGCACCUGCCUUUUGCUACUGCUUUCCACUCCUGAACGCCACGCUCAAAGAAUCUUCAGGAAGCACCGAGGAGGCUGAGGCAAUGAUGAUCCAAGCCUUACAGGUCAUCAACCAACACUGCCAGCUCCGUGCCAGUACUGAGGCAGAUGACAUGCUCAUUGAUGAGAAUGGGCCAGAGCUGCUUCCACGUGUCAACAUGCUAGUGCUCCUGACCAGGAUUAUUUCUACAGCUACGCCAAGACUCCAGGUGUUGGCAUCCCAGUGCUUGACAGCCCUGUGUGCCAGUGCAGGAGGAGGGGAGGGGUGCACUGUGGCGGAGCAGCCAGAGAUCGAUGUCCUGCUCAAUGCUCUACUAUCACCAUGUUUCUCUGUGCGGGACGCUGCUCUUAGGGGCCUGUUGGAGAUGGAGUUUGCACUGCCCACCGACAGUGCUGAGCCCAGUGGCAUGAGUCUACUGCGCAGACUUUGGGUUGCCAGGUUUGAUGUGGAGGAGGAAGGAAGAAGCCUGGCUGAAAAGUUGUGGGAGUCUCUUGGUCUGGAAUUGGUGCCUGAACUGUGUGCUUUGUUGAUCGGUGACGUCACUCACCAUGAGGAGGUUGUUCGAUUAGCUGCAGCUGAAGCUCUGUCCUCUGCAAUUUCCCAAUACAAAGACCAGUCUGCCACAGUACUCAGCCAGCUCACUGAGCUGUACCAGCAAAAGCUAUAUAGACCACCCCCUGUUCUUGAUGGCCUUGGAAGGGUCAUUUCAGAAUCUCCACCUGAUCAAUGGGAGGCCAGGUGUGGUAUUGCUCUGGCCCUGAACAAACUGUCGGAGUACCUAGACGAGUCACAGAUCACUCCGCUCUUCCUCUUUUUUGUGCCUGAUGCACUAAACGAUCGCCAUGCUGAUGUACGCCGCUGCAUGUUGGACGCGGCUCUCUCUGCCCUCAAUACACAUGGAAAGGACAAUGUCAGCUCCCUUCUGCCCGUGUUUGAGGAGUUUUUGAAGAACGCCCCUCAGGAUGCCAGUUACGACUCGGUCCGUCAGAGCGUGGUCAUCCUCAUGGGCUCUCUGGCUAAACAUCUGGACAAGAACGAUCCCAAAGUCAAACCCAUCAUGGCCAAACUCAUCACCGCCCUGUCCACUCCCUCACAGCAGGUCCAAGAGUCUGUUGCCAGCUGUCUGCCUCCCCUUGUCCCUGCCAUCAAAGAGGAUGCAGCUGGGAUCGUGAGGAACCUGCUGCAGCUGCUGUUGGAGAGUGAUAAAUAUGCCGAGAGGAAGGGGGCGGCCUAUGGUUUGGCUGGACUGGUCAAAGGUCUUGGGAUCCUGGCCCUAAAACAACAGGACAUCAUGACCACGCUGACCGAUGCCAUCCAGGACAAGAAGAACUUCAGACGCAGAGAAGGUGCUCUGUUUGCCUUUGAGAUGCUGUGUAACAUGUUGGGGAAGUUAUUUGAACCAUAUGUCGUCCAUGUUCUGCCUCAUCUCCUGCUCUGCUUUGGAGAUGGUAACCAGUAUGUCAGAGAGGCCGCAGAUGACUGUGCCAAAGCUGUUAUGAGGAAUCUGAGUGCUCAUGGAGUGAAGCUGGUGCUGCCAUCUCUGCUCGUGGCUCUGGAGGAGGAGUCAUGGAGAACUAAAGCAGGUUCUGUGGAGUUGCUGGGUGCCAUGGCAUUCUGUGCUCCUAAGCAGUUGUCCUCAUGCCUGCCGAGCAUCGUGCCAAAGCUGACAGAGGUCCUGACGGAUUCUCAUGUGAAAGUCCAAAAGGCCGGACAACAGGCUUUGAGGCAGAUCGGCUCCGUCAUCCGCAACCCUGAAAUCCUGGCCAUCACCCCCAUUCUCCUGGACGCUCUCACAGACCCAUCCAGAAAGACCCAGACAUGUCUUCAGACGCUGCUAGACACUAAGUUUGUCCACUUCAUCGACGCGCCCUCCCUCGCGCUGAUCAUGCCCAUUGUGCAGAGGGCCUUCCAGGACAGAUCCACAGACACUCGCAAGAUGGCCGCACAGAUCAUUGGCAACAUGUACUCCCUCACAGACCAGAAGGAUCUGUCACCCUAUCUUCCAAGUGUCAUUCCUGGACUCAAAACUUCUCUAUUGGAUCCAGUGCCAGAGGUACGUACAGUAUCGGCCAAGGCCCUGGGAGCCAUGGUGAAGGGGAUGGGAGAGUCCUGCUUCGAUGACCUGCUGCCCUGGCUCAUGGAGACCUUAGCUUCUGAACAGAGCUCUGUGGACCGCUCUGGAGCUGCUCAAGGUUUGGCAGAGGUGAUGGCUGGCCUGGGUGUGGAGAAGCUAGAUAAGCUGAUGCCGGACGUGGUACAAACAGCCAGUAAAUUGGACAUCGCUUCCCAUGUCAGAGAUGGAUACAUUAUGAUGUUUAUCUACCUCCCCCUCACCUUUGGAGACAAGUUCACUCCUUACGUGGGGCCCAUCAUUCCAUGUAUCCUCAAGGCUCUGGCAGAUGAGAAUGAAUACGUGAGAGACACGGCACUUAGAGCAGGACAGAGGAUCAUCAGUAUGUACGCCGAGACCGCUAUCGCUCUGCUGCUGCCCGAGCUCGAGCAGGGCCUGUUCGAUGACCUUUGGAGAAUUAGGUUCAGCUCAGUGCAGCUUCUUGGUGAUCUUCUGUUCCACAUUUCUGGAGUCACUGGAAAAAUGACCACAGAAACUGCCUCAGAGGAUGACAACUUUGGGACUGCAGCAUCCAACAAAGCCAUCAUCAGUGCACUGGGGGCGGAGAGGCGUAAUCGAGUCCUCUCUGGUCUCUACAUGGGACGCUCCGACACUCAGUUGGUGGUGCGACAGGCUUCACUUCACGUUUGGAAAAUUGUGGUCUCCAACACUCCCAGGACCCUCAGAGAAAUCCUCCCCACGCUAUUCACUCUUCUGCUGGGCUUCCUGGCUUCCACCUGCCCAGACAAGAGAACGAUUGCUGCCCGGACCCUUGGAGAUCUUGUGAGGAAACUGGGAGAAAAAAUUCUUCCAGAGAUUAUUCCUAUUCUGGAGGACGGACUGCGCUCUGACAAAAGUGACGAGAGGCAGGGAGUCUGCAUCGGCCUUAGUGAGAUCAUGAAGUCCACCAGCAAAGACGCGGUGUUGGUGUUCUCUGAGUCCCUGGUCCCCACGGUAAGAAAGGCCCUGUGUGACCCCCUGGAGGAGGUCAGAGAGGCUGCAGCCAAAACCUUUGAGCAACUGCACGCAACCAUUGGCCACCAAGCUCUGGAUGACAUCCUGCCCAUGCUGCUCAAACAACUGGAUGAUGAGGAGACAGCAGACUUUGCACUGGAUGGACUGAAGCAGGUUAUGGCGGUGAAGAGCCGUUCAGUUCUGCCUUAUCUCGUCCCAAAACUGACUGCUCCUCCUGUAAACACACGAGUACUGGCCUUCCUAUCUGCUGUGGCUGGAGAUGCUCUGACACGCCAUCUAGGGGUCAUCUUGCCUGCACUGCUCUCCUCACUCAAAGAAAAACUGGGGACAGAGGAAGAGGCCCAGGAGCUGCUCAGUGCCCAGACUGUGAUCUUGUCGGUGGAGGAUGAAGUGGGACAGAGGAUCAUCAUUGAGGACCUCCUGGAGGCGACUCGCGGUCCGGACCCUGGGCUCAGACAGGCAGCGGUCACAAUACUAAAUGCCUACUUUGCCCGCACCCGCCUGGACUACAGUUCCCAUGUCCGGACCCUCCUCUCAGGACUCAUCAGACUCCUCAACGACACCAACCCAGAGGUCCUGUCUCAGAGCUGGGACACGAUCAACUCCAUCACCAAGAAACUGGAUGCGAGUAGCCAGUUGUCUCUGAUAGAUGAUCUCCACAGAGACAUUAGAUCAGCAGCUGCAGAUGUGAAGGGCCAGCAUCUGCCUGGAUUCUGCCUUCCCAAGAAGGGGGUGACCUGUAUCCUGCCUGUGCUGAGAGAGGGCGUUCUGACCGGCAGCCCGGAGCAGAAAGAGGAGGCGGCCAAAGCACUGGGAGGGGUCAUUAAACUGACCUCCCCUGAAGCCCUGCGCCCCUCUGUGGUCAAUAUCACCGGACCGCUCAUCAGGAUUUUAGGAGAUCGAUUUGCCUGGACUGUCAAGACUGCUCUGCUGGAGACACUCACUCUACUACUGGCCAAGGUGGGAAUAGCCCUGAAGCCUUUCCUACCUCAACUCCAGACCACCUUUCUGAAGGCCCUCCAGGACUCGAGCCGUGCGGUCCGUCUCCGAGCAGCAGAAGCCCUGGGACAGCUAGUCUCCAUCCACACCAAAGUGGACCCCCUGUUCACAGAGCAGCUUGCAGCCAUUAGGAACGCUGAGGAUGCUGGAGUCAGGGAGACCAUGCUUCAAGCUUUAAGAUUUGUGAUUCAAGGGGCCGGUUCCAAGGUGGACCCAGCUAUCCGCAAGAACAUCACCACAACAUUACUGGGCAUGUUGGGACAUGACGAGGAUAACACUCGAAUGGCCUCCGCAGGCUGUGUGGGCGAACUUUGUGCCUUCCUCUCAGACGAUGAGCUGAAAACAGUGUUAACGCAGCACGUAUUGGCUGAUGUGUCUGGCGUGGACUGGAUGGUGCGUCACGGUCGAAGCAUGGCCCUAGCUAUUGCUGUAAAAUCUGCUCCAGAGAAACUGUGCGCAAAGGAGUACAAUGACACCGUGACAGAGACCAUUUUGGCCAAUGCCACUGCAGACCGGAUCCCCAUAGCGACCAGUGGCAUCCGGGCACUGGGGUUCCUCGUCAGACACCAGCUCCGAUCCGAGGGUGACAGCAGCAUCUCACAAAGAAUCAUUACACAGUUUGUCAAGUGUCUUCAGAAUCAGUCCAGUGACAUCAGGCUGGUGGCAGAGCGGGUGCUGUGGUGGGUGUUCAAGGAUCCAGCUAUCCCCGCGAUGGAGGCAGGACUUAUGAAACCUCUGAUCAAGACUCUGCUAGAUAACACAAAGGACAAAAACACCACUGUCCGGGCACAGAGCGAACACACAAUUGUCAAUCUGCUACGGUUAAGACAAGGGGACGAAACUAUGCAGACUAUCACUGCUAUCCUGGACUCCGCGAGUAAUGACCUGUUGUCUGAGUGCCAUCGGCGAUCUUUAAAGAAAAUCUCCAGCCUCCCAGACUCCAAUGAAGAAAUUGACGACACCAUUUUAACAUGAUAGACUAUUCUCUGCUUUAUUCAAAGUGGCUACACCCACAAAUCUUCACUGUAUGAGGACACCCAAACAUCUCCCUUCAAAAGCCCAAAAUAAUUUGCCAACAUUUUUGAAUAUACCUUUGUGUCACUUUGAAUCAUUAUUUUAUUGGCCCAUUUUACUAGGAAAGUUUUUGUUUUACCCCUACAUAUUAUAUUGUGUGCUAUCAAAAUCACAAGGCCAAUCAUUUGAAUUUUGUGUUGUCGUUCAUUUUACCAAAUUUAGUGAGUUUGUGAACUGUCAAGCUGAGCUCAGUUCUGUAUUUUACUUCUGCCAAAUUUCCUAGGGAUGUGGUGAGAUCUGUUUGGGCUACAGCAACCUCUAUAUAAGAAUAUGUUCUUAUCAGUGAUAUGGUUGUAAAAUAAAAAGGUGAUUUUCA
Periophthalmus magnuspinnatus is the source of this 8460-nucleotide messenger RNA. RefSeq names its product GCN1 activator of EIF2AK4 (gene gcn1). The transcript has 57 exons. Gene Ontology annotation, molecular function: protein kinase regulator activity; protein binding. The coding region runs from base 33 to 8045 and encodes 2670 amino acids. Gene Ontology annotation, biological process: regulation of translation; cellular response to amino acid starvation. NCBI's taxonomy places the organism in Eukaryota, Metazoa, Chordata, Actinopteri, Gobiiformes, Gobiidae. The record is from RefSeq and is a predicted model, not a curated record. Gene Ontology annotation, cellular component: cytosol.